UUUCCAAUUGAUCCGGUAACAACGACAUUAGCCACGCCCAAACCACGCCGCGCAAAGCCCUCAAAACCAUCAAAGGGGGCUUCUUUACUGCCCGACGUUGGACAAUGUGGCGUUCAAAUCAGCAAUAAAAUAUUUGGCGGUACAAAAGUCGAGUUUGACGAAUAUCCGUGGUUAGCUUUGCUGGAAUAUGCGAAACCUGAUGGAUCACGAGGCGUUCAUUGCGGAGGUGCUCUCAUCAGUGAUCGUUAUGUCAUCACAGCAGCUCAUUGUAUCCCGCGUUACGGAAAUUCUCGUUUUCGCUUAAUUAACGUCCAUUUAGGCGAAUAUGACGUACGAACUUCCCUCGAUUGCGAUCCUGAUGAUCCCAGUGUUUGCGCGGACCCGCUUCAAGUCAUUCCAGUUGCUAAAGAAAUCCCUCACGAAGGUUAUGACACGCAAAAUUUAAACAACGACAUUGCUCUCUUGCGUCUGGCUCGCAAAGCGAAAUUCACUUAUUACGUGAAACCGAUUUGUUUGCCGACGGAUCCUGCGUUAAAAAGUAGCGAAAUUACGGUGCGACAAGAAUUUGACGUUGCUGGAUGGGGAAAGACUGAAUUCGGGUACAAAAGUCCGAUAAAGCUUAAAGUUCGUGUUUCGGGCGUUACAAAUGAGGAAUGUGCUCAAACAUAUUUACGAUCACAAGCUCCGAAGAAAAUUGGAAAGGAGCAGUUGUGUGCGGGAGGUGAACGUGGCAAAGACAGUUGUAAUGGCGACAGCGGAGGACCGUUGAUGGGUUAUUACAAAGAUUCGCAGGGACGAGCGUAUUUCUAUCUCGCAGGCAUUGUGAGCUUUGGACCACAGGAAUGCGGACUUGCGGGAUGGCCCGGCGUUUAUACGAGAAUCACGGAGUACAUUCCCUGGAUUAAAUCGAAAUUGCGAUCUUAACAA
This is a messenger RNA of Culicoides brevitarsis, 927 nucleotides long. RefSeq names its product serine protease easter-like. NCBI's taxonomy places the organism in Eukaryota, Metazoa, Arthropoda, Insecta, Diptera, Ceratopogonidae. The transcript is spliced from 2 exons. Gene Ontology annotation, molecular function: serine-type endopeptidase activity. The record is from RefSeq and is a predicted model, not a curated record. The annotation marks the transcript as partial. Gene Ontology annotation, biological process: proteolysis.